AUAAUGAUGCUGUUUAUUCAAUAUGUUUCUCGCCAGAUGGAACUACUUUAGCUUCAGGUAGUUGGAAUAACUCAAUCCAUUUAUGGGAUUUUAAAACACGAUAAUAAAAAGCCAAAUUAGAUGGUCAUACUAGUUUCAUUACUUCAGUGUGUUUCUCACCAGAUGGAACUACUUUAUUUUCAGGUAGUGAUGAUAAGUCAAUUCGUUUAUGGGAUAGUAAAACACGAUAAUAUAAUGCCAAAUUAGAUGGUCAUAAUGAUUAAAAAAUUUUUAGUAUGAUUUUCUUAUAAGGAAAUUCUUAC
Molecule: messenger RNA, 302 nt
Organism: Paramecium sonneborni
Lineage: Eukaryota; Ciliophora; Oligohymenophorea; Peniculida; Parameciidae
Source: the annotation of a GenBank genome assembly